UUUGCCUUGCCUGCUGUUUGAUUCACUCUGGAGGGACAAUCAUGUUGCGCCGCAAGCCGUCCAACGCCAGUGAGAAGGAUCCAACCCAGAAGAGGAAGCUGUCUCUGCAGCGGUCCAGCAGUUUCAAGGACUUCGCCAAGACCAAGCCCAGUUCCCCCAUUACAAGUGAGAAGGAGUUCAGCCUGGAGGAGGAGGUCUCAGAAAGCAACACUCCAAAUGCUCUGCCCAGCCCAGAUGACUCCGGGAAAAGCAGCAGCUUAAAGCUGGGCCGGCGGUGGAAAGCUGCCAUCUCUCGCACCAUGAACCGGAAGACCGGCAAGGCAGCAGCCAGAGCGCUGGCUGAGCAGGGGGAGCUUGAUGAGGACACAGCUGGAUCUCUCCUGCACAGCCCUAUGGAUAAAGAAGCCCUCAUCUUCCCAGAACCAGCGGAAGAUAUUCACUCACCCAGCACUCCUCAGAGCCCGAGUGUAGGCAGUGAUUUGUUUGAUCCCAAACUGAUGGGGCACAGCAGCGGCAGGAAGAAGAUGGAAGAGGACAGCCCUGUGCCAUACAAUGGCCCUUUCUGCGGCAAAGCCAGAGUUCACACAGACUUCAUCCCUAGCCCCUAUGACAAGGACUCGCUGAAACUUCAGAAAGGGGACAUCAUCCGUAUCAUCGCCAAGCCCCCUGUAGGCACGUGGACAGGCAUUCUGAACAACAAGAUGGGCUCCUUCAAGUUCAUUUAUGUGGAUAUCAUCCCAGAGGACCCUGUGCCAGUCCUAAACAGAUGUUCACGAAGCAGGAGCAAGAGGCCCAAGCCCAAGACCCUGGAGGAACUGCUGGAGCGCAUGAACCUGCAGGAACACUCCUCGACCUUACUCCUGAACGGCUACCAGACCCUGGAGGACUUCAAGGAGCUACAGGAGACUCACCUGAACGAGCUGAACAUCACUGACCCCCAACACCGUGCCAAGCUCCUUACGGCUGCAGAUCUACUACUGGAUUAUGACACAAGCAGCGAAGCUGAAGAAGAAGGAGGGAGCUUAGAGCCUCAGCAGGCACCUGAAGAGCCAAAGGGGGACAUCCCGCGGGAUUCUGGCUGUUUUGAAGGGGCAGAGAUGCUGGACAAUGUGCGGGAGGACUCCCAGUUAGAGGAAGGAUCGCAGUCCCUAUCACUGGCUGGGUCCUCCUGAGUGGAGCCCCUCCCUUGGGCCUCCUUGCCUUGAAGUCGGGAGUCGCAGUUGCACUGCAAGGACAAAGCACAAUCUUCCUCUUUGGACAAGCAAAACCUCCAGCUGGACAGUCUGAGCAAAAGGAUCUGCCCACGGAAGUGUUUUUGCAUUGAAACAGGCUGUGCUUCAGACAUUUUUUCCAGCUAUGGACGCAACAUACCCACAACUCAGGAAAAGGGAGCUGAUUGAACAGAAGAGGGCUACCAUGUCUCGCACCUACCCCUACUUGAUUUAGAAAAAAGUCUCCCGUCCUUCCCCCUUUCAGGGGAGGGUUGCAGCUUCAACCCACAGAGGAGCAGCAGACACUCAACGAGAGCCGUACUCAACACAGAAUGCAACCUCUGCAGCUGCAGCUCCACUUUGUGCUGCAUGACUGGAAAAGACGACCCUUGAGUUGAAAGCAGCAGCCAGCUACCAAGUGAGAAGGCAACAUAGCAGCAGCCUGCCUUGACUGGGGAACAGAGGAUGGAUAUUUUGCUUGCAUUGCUAAUAAAUGCCUGGAUGCUUGCAGUAGCAAGGCAAAGCAAAGGUCAAUAUCAGGUAGGCGCAACUAACAGAGCUGAUAAGCACCACUGGGACUAAGCAGUCUGUGCUGUCACAGCCCGGGGGAAGGGGUUUUUAUACUGCAAAAGGGGUUGAAUCUGAUGCCCAUGAUUCAGUCCGUGGCACCGGACUCU
Molecule: messenger RNA, 1888 nt
Organism: Eublepharis macularius
Lineage: Eukaryota; Metazoa; Chordata; Lepidosauria; Squamata; Eublepharidae
Gene: SASH3
Product: SAM and SH3 domain containing 3
Exons: 8
Coding region: 42-1172 (376 amino acids)
Biological process (GO): positive regulation of B cell proliferation; positive regulation of adaptive immune response; positive regulation of immunoglobulin production
Cellular component (GO): cytoplasm; nucleus
Molecular function (GO): protein binding
Source: RefSeq, a predicted model, not a curated record